This is a messenger RNA of Melospiza georgiana, 1667 nucleotides long. RefSeq names its product PIN2 (TERF1) interacting telomerase inhibitor 1 (gene PINX1). The transcript is spliced from 7 exons. Lineage: Eukaryota; Metazoa; Chordata; Aves; Passeriformes; Passerellidae. The record is from RefSeq and is a predicted model, not a curated record. Gene Ontology annotation, molecular function: nucleic acid binding; telomerase inhibitor activity. Gene Ontology annotation, biological process: regulation of ribosome biogenesis. Gene Ontology annotation, cellular component: nucleolus. The coding region runs from base 9 to 1082 and encodes 357 amino acids.
CCCCCAAGAUGGCGAUGCUGGCAGAGCCCAGGAGAAAGCAGAAGUGGUCUGUGGAUCCACGGAACAGCGCUUGGAGCAACGAUGACUCCAAAUUUGGCCAGAAGAUGCUGGAAAAGAUGGGCUGGUCCAAAGGAAAGGGUCUCGGGGCUCAGGAGCAAGGAAAUCCAGAACACAUCAGGGUUAAGGUGAAAAACGACGUGCUGGGAUUGGGAGCUACCAUCAAUCACGAGGACAACUGGAUUGCUCAUCAGGAUGACUUCAACCAGCUUCUGGCUGAGCUGAAUAACUGCCAUGGACAGGGUGAAACAGAGUCCUCAGUGAAAAAGCAGAAAAAGACAUUCAGCCUCGAAGAAAAAUCCAAAUCUUCCAAGAAACGUGUCCAUUAUAUGAAGUUUGCCAAAGGUAAGGAUCUCUCAUCUCGCACUGAACAGGACCUGUCCUGCAUUUUUGGGAGAAGGCAGAAGAGUGCCAAGACCCAGGAGGAUAUUGCUGAUCCUGACUCCCAAGAAGAGGAGAGGACCAAGUGUCUCUCCAGCCCUGGAGAUGGUUCCAGCACAGUGAAGAGUGCUCUCACUGUCCAGGAAUAUUUUGCCAAGCGCAUGGCAAAGCUGAAGGGAUCCCAGCAGGAAACAGAACCAAAGGUGGAUCAUUCCAGCCCAGCAGCUGAAGAAGCUGUGGAGCCUUCAGAAGAGCUGGAAACCAAAGUCAAAAAGAAAAAGAAGAAGCAGAAGAGAGAUGAUGAGGCAGAAAGGACAGAGGACUGUGAGAAACCAGGGAAAAAGCCUAAGACAGGGAGCUUGAAUGGAAAAGAACUGGAUGAUCCACUAAAUGAAUGUCACAAAAGGAAAAAAAAGAGGAAACAUAAAGAGGAGAACGAAGGAGAAAACAUCAGUUGUGAUGAGAAUACAGGCAAUGGAGAAAUUUCUGUGGGAAUGUCUGAGGGGGAGGAACUCAGCACAGAGGAGCAGGGGGAAAGGCAGAAGAAACGCCACAAGAAGAAGCACAAAAAGCAAAAAGAGGAGACAGGGGAGUGUGGGGAAGGAGCACCCAGAAAGAAAAAGAAGCACUGCAAGAACAUUUAACCCUUUCAGGCUCAGGGGUGAGUCUGUGUUGUAGGAGGCUCUGUGUAAACACAGCACCAAUCCGGGCUUGGACACUGCUCCAGCUCCAGAUGGAUCUAAGCACAGUCUGGAUCUAAACUCAGACUGGAUUUAAACUCAGACUCUAUCUAAACCCACCUUUUCCAAGGGAAAACAUGGUGAUGGACCAACAGGAGCUUCAGUCCAUGUUCAAAAGGGAUCCACAUGGAGGAUCAACACAUCAAGACUGUGAAAGGCAGGGAAUGACUUUCUGCUGCUUCACCUGACUGUGUUUUUCUCAAUCCAUGAAAAAAAAAAAUUAAAAAUCACCCUAGUACUGCCUUUUUUAUUAAAAUUGUUUUCACUUGUGAGAGCCCAGCUCUGCUUCUGGAAGCAGGAGGGGGUUUGCAAAGCUGUUUGUGUUUUUUCCUUGAUUUUUGAAAAGUGGUGUCUAAUUUUUACAUUUAUCUCUUUUUACAUAUAAAAUGAAUGUUGUUUCUUCCCAAAGUGCUUACUCUGAUUAAAAGUUUGCUCAAAAAAGUGUCAGCACUUAAGGGUGAAAUAAAAAGACCUCCCUGUGCCUCCAAA